Molecule: messenger RNA, 255 nt
Organism: Exserohilum turcica Et28A
Lineage: Eukaryota; Fungi; Ascomycota; Dothideomycetes; Pleosporales; Pleosporaceae
Exons: 2
Coding region: 1-255 (84 amino acids)
Source: RefSeq, a predicted model, not a curated record
AUGACGCUUCCCAUCUACGCAGCCGGCAUAGCUGUGCUGGCGUAUUUCCUGUACAAGCUGCUGUACGGCACCGACACGCCGCACAUCAAGGGCCUGCCUGAAGUGCCCGGGCUGCCUCUCUUCGGAAGCCUGUACGAACUCGGCACCUGCCACGCAAAGGUGGCGCAAGGAUGGGCGAAAAAAACGUGCACAGGAUGGGCGCAGAAACGCUGGGGUCUUUGGGUCCACUCGGUCGUGCAGAAAGGUGCCUCAUGA